Molecule: messenger RNA, 333 nt
Organism: Gongylonema pulchrum
Lineage: Eukaryota; Metazoa; Nematoda; Chromadorea; Rhabditida; Gongylonematidae
Source: the annotation of a GenBank genome assembly
AUGAGGUAUGAGAAUGAGAUGCGCGAAAAUUGGACAUUUUACGGUUACGAAUUCACGAAGUGUCGUUUUUUGAACGAAGAAAAGUGUAAAGCAUCGGCCUCGGAAAAUUCAUCGCCCGGUUUGCACGAUCGUGAGGCUUUCGAAUUGGGUGUCAGAAUCACCUUGAUCUCAGUGAUUGAUAACAGAUUCUCCGUACUGUCUCGUACGCAGCAAGAGCGAAUGCUUGCCGAAAGUGUUAUCCUGGAGCCCGAUGCUACACUUGCACCAACCAGUCAUAACAGAAGCAUUAUUGAAGAUAUUUCCACAGUUUUCCCCUCCAGCCGUUUACUGUAA